AAAUAAACCUGAUACUUAAUAGAAUUAAUAAAAAGCCAUUUGAUUAAUAAUAGUAUCUUUUACUUAUCUACAUAAUACAUGUAUAUAGAUGAUGAAAACCUAGCAGUCGUUAUUGAUAACGGAUCAGGAUCGUGCAGAGUCGGUUUGUCUUGGUAUGAAAUUCCAAUUUACUGCUUCCCUGCAGUUGUAGGAAAACCAAAAGAUGAAGGAAUGAUUGGUAAGGACAGCAAAGAUGUCUACGUUGGUGAUGAGGCUUUAGCUAAGAGAGGAUUAUUAAAAAUAUAGUCCCCAUUUCAGAAUGGCCUUAUAAAAAAUUGGGAAGACAUGGAAAGUAUUUGGAAUCAUGCUUUCUUCAAUGAAUUAAGAAUCAAUCCAAAAGAUCAUCCAGUUCUUCUGACUGAACCAAUGUUCUUCUAAGAAUCCAGCAGAGAGAAAGCUACAUAAGUCUUUUUUGAAACAUUCAAUGUACCAAAGUUUUAGGUUCAUAACGAAGCAUUGUUGGCUCUCUAUAGUUUUGGAAGAACCACAGGUUUUGUAGUAUAAAGUGGAGAAAGUUGUACAUACACAAUCCCAAUCAUUGAGGGCUAGGUUAUUUCAUAUGCUGCUCUUAGAAUUUGCUUGGCAGGAAAUGCUUGCACAGAAUAUUUUGUUAGGAUCUUGAAUGAAUUGGAAAUUUCAUUAGAAUCACCUACUGAUAUGAAAAUUGCCAGAGACAUGAAAGAGAAAUUAUGCUAUGUUGCUCUUAAUUAUGAAGAGGAAAUGAAGAUAUAUAAGGAAAGUAAGGCAAAAAACAAACCCUAUGAGUUACCAGAUGGAAACAUACUUGUAAUCGAAGACCAAAUGUUUCGAUGUCCUGAAUUGCUCUUCAAACCAAAAUUAAAUGGUUUUGAAGUUGGAGGAAUAUAUGAAUUAACAUACAACUAAAUUUAAAAAUGCCCACAAGAAAGUAGAAGAGAUAUGUAUGAAUUUAUAAAUUUACAUCUUAGUUAUAGAUCUAUUUUCCUGUCAGGAGGUACUACGUUGUUCCCAGGAUUCAAAUAAAGAUUUGAGAGAGAAUUAGAUAAAAUUGUACCAUCAUAAAUGAAGAUCAAAGUCGAUGCCAGCCCUGAGUCAAGAUACUUACCCUGGAUAGGUGGAAAAAUUCUUUCAUCACUCGUCCCUUUCUAAAAUUAGUGGAUCACAAGAAGCGAAUACGAUGAAAAUGGUCCAACCAUUGUUCAUAGAAAGCGUUGA
Molecule: messenger RNA, 1233 nt
Organism: Paramecium octaurelia
Lineage: Eukaryota; Ciliophora; Oligohymenophorea; Peniculida; Parameciidae
Source: the annotation of a GenBank genome assembly